Prunus mume (Japanese apricot) is the source of this 2133-nucleotide messenger RNA. Its product is annotated as transmembrane 9 superfamily member 3-like. Gene Ontology annotation, biological process: protein localization to membrane. The record is from RefSeq and is a predicted model, not a curated record. Gene Ontology annotation, cellular component: membrane. NCBI's taxonomy places the organism in Eukaryota, Viridiplantae, Streptophyta, Magnoliopsida, Rosales, Rosaceae.
CCAAACCCAAAAUCAGAUAUAUAUUGAACGUGUUUGUCUGUCUCUGCAGAGAUUAGAGAGUGAGAAUGGGGAAGACCAUGGCGGUGGGAGUGCCAGUCAUCAUCGCCUUGUUAAUUCUGUGCGGUGUGGAUCUGGUCAGGUCAGACGCGUCGGAUCAUCGGUACAAGGAAGGAGAUUUAGUCCCUUUGUAUGCUAACAAGGUGGGCCCCUUCCACAACCCCAGCGAAACGUACCGGUAUUUUGAUCUCCCAUUCUGCUCACCAGAUAAGGUGAAAGAGAAGAAGGAAGCUCUGGGUGAAGUAUUAAAUGGGGAUCGUUUAGUCAGUGCCCCUUACAAACUAGAGUUCCAAAAGCAUAAAGAUUCGGAAGUAGCUUGCAAAAGAACAAUAAAAAAGGAAGAAGUGGCCCGGUUCAGAUCUGCUGUCAACAAGGACUAUUACUUUCAGAUGUAUUAUGAUGACUUGCCCAUUUGGGGUUUCAUAGGAAAAGUUGACAAGGAAGGCAAAGACCCGAGCGAAUACAAGACCUACCUGUAUAAGCAUAUUCAUUUUGAUAUCUCUUACAACAAGGACCGUGUGAUUGAAAUCAAUGUUCGAACAGAUCCAAAUGCACUGGUUGACCUUACAGAGGAUAAAGAAAUUGAUGUCGAAUUCAUGUAUACUGUAAAAUGGAAGGAAACAACCACUCCUUUUGAUAAGAGGAUGGAUAAGUAUUCUCAGUCCUCAUCGCUGCCGCAUCAUUUGGAGAUCCAUUGGUUCUCGAUUAUAAAUUCAUGUGUGACAGUUCUCCUCUUGACUGGGUUUCUUGCCACAAUUCUCAUGCGAGUGCUUAAGAAUGAUUUUGUCAAAUAUGCCCAUGAUGAAGAAGCAGCUGAAGACCAGGAAGAGACUGGAUGGAAAUACAUUCAUGGAGAUGUAUUUAGAUUUCCCAAGUACAAGUCUCUGUUUGCAGCAGCUCUGGGUUCAGGCACCCAACUAUUUACCCUUACGAUAUUCAUUUUUAUACUUGCUCUUGUUGGCGUGUUUUAUCCAUACAACCGAGGGGCUCUAUUUACUGCUCUAGUUGUCAUUUAUGCACUCACAUCAGGAAUUGCAGGAUAUACUGCUACUUCAUUUUAUUGCCAGCUAGAGGGAACAAACUGGGUUAGGAAUCUAUUGUUGACGGGAUGCCUCUUCUGUGGACCUCUGUUCCUUACAUUCUGCUUUUUGAAUACUGUUGCAAUUGCUUAUACGGCCACUGCCGCGCUUCCCUUUGGCACUAUUGUGGUUAUAGUUCUAAUUUGGACACUUGUAACAUCACCUUUGCUAGUGUUAGGAGGUAUUGCCGGAAAGAACAGCAAAGCCGAGUUCCAAGCUCCUGUCCGCACGACUAAAUAUCCCAGAGAGAUUCCACCUUUACCUUGGUACCGGGCAACAAUCCCUCAAAUGGCAAUGGCUGGUUUUCUGCCUUUCAGUGCUAUAUACAUUGAACUGUACUACAUUUUUGCCAGUGUGUGGGGUCACAGGAUUUACACCAUUUACAGCAUCUUGUUUAUUGUGUUUAUCAUUCUUCUGAUAGUUACUGCUUUCAUUACUGUGGCAUUGACAUAUUUCCAACUUGCUGCUGAGGACCAUGAGUGGUGGUGGAGAUCUUUCCUCUGCGGUGGAUCUACUGGCAUAUUUAUCUAUGCCUAUUGUUUGUAUUACUACUACGCACGCUCGGAUAUGUCAGGAUUUAUGCAAACAUCAUUCUUCUUUGGUUACAUGGCAUGCAUCUGCUAUGGUUUCUUCCUCAUGCUUGGAACUGUAGGCUUCCGUGCAGCUUUGCUUUUUGUUCGUCACAUAUACCGAUCCAUCAAGUGUGAGUAGGUAGUUGUUCUCCAAGAAUCAAUCAUCAUGGGAGAUGUAUUUUCUGGUGUUUUUCAUCUCGUAGGCACCUACCUCCUUGUAGAGAAGUUUCCUUAAAAUUAAUUUUGUAGUGCCUCGUGUACUAAAGAAGUGUCAUGAGAUAUCUUGCUUUCCAGAGCAAUGUGUUAGAUCACAAUAUGGUCGACUAUUCAUAGAGACAGUUUGUAUCAUUACCUUUCAAGCUUUGCAAUACAUUCUUUAAAUAUCUUCCUCUUUCCUUCGUAUCGUUAUAGAGUUACCCAAUGUU